CUUCGUCUUCCCUACGAGCUACGAAGAAAAAUCUACUCCUACCUCUUACCUCACACAGAAACAAAAUCCUCAGCAGGAAGCUUAGUUUCGGAUUCUACGGGGACGAGCAAUGCAGCGUCUUCAGCACACAAGAUUCAUCUUGCGUCGUUGCCGAGUGCAAAGUAUACAGCAAACACCACUCUAUGGCACAGAGGUCAGACGUCUCUGCUUGCGGUUUGCAAACAAUUGCAUUCUGAAUGCUCUGCCUUGCUCUACGGCGAAAACGUCUUUGUGCUUUGGGUUUCCUAUGACGCUAUUCAGUUUCGGUUCAGGUGGGUGUUGGCUAGUGGGUUGGCGCCUUCAUGCACAUUUGACUUUUUACAGCUGGUCAAGGGAGGGUAUUUGGGGUUGGUGAGGAGAGUUAUGGUGACUGUGGAUGUGGUGGAUGAGUAUACCGGCAUGAUAAAGUUCAAUGUCGGAGGUAGUGGGUUGGUGUACGGGUUGAAACUGCAAGUGAGGAAGUUAGUCAGGGCGAUG
Aureobasidium melanogenum CBS 110374 is the source of this 516-nucleotide messenger RNA. RefSeq lists its product as uncharacterized. NCBI's taxonomy places the organism in Eukaryota, Fungi, Ascomycota, Dothideomycetes, Dothideales, Saccotheciaceae. The record is from RefSeq and is a predicted model, not a curated record. The transcript has a single exon. The annotation marks the transcript as partial.